UUCUCGUCGUUCGUUACAAGAACCAUUUUCUGCUGCAUUGGGGUUUUCUGUCAUGCAUACAUCGGCCAUGCAUACGGGUUGUCAUGACGUUGAUGAUUCUCUCUUUCUCUUCUCUCGUCACUGUUGUCUUUUUGUACUACCACCAAACUCUCCAACAACAACACCUACAGUUGCUCACUAAUCCACGCGACUACCCCUACGGUUCCGCAUCACCCCAACAAGGCGCAACCCGUUCCUCUCCGUCCGGCUAUCCUCAAGCAGCAUUUGGCGCAUGUUUUCUCAGAUUUUGCGGACAUGGCGUUGGAUUCUGCUCGGCUUUUUUCGCGGGUUUCUCACAAGGUGUUUGUUUCGGCGGAUCGGAAGAUUUCCAACAAUUAGUUGCCGUUUCUUGGUGGUUCAAGAACGCCGCCUGUCUACACCGUCGAGCCCGAAAAGCUAGUGAGGCAAAAAGCACAGAACUAUCAUUCCAUCACUAGAUUCGUGGGCAUGGCAUUACGGCGCUCGCUCGUCUGUCUUGUCUGAAAAGCCGAAGAAAAAGGGAGAGGGUAUUCAUUAUUGGAAGGAAGAGUUGGUGUUGUACAAUAGCGGAUAGUGUGCGAGACAGCGUCUGAUGAUUGAAUGAGAAAACUAAAUUGGAAAUUCCUGGGCCUGAAAGUGAUAGAGCAAGAAAUGCGUUGUCUUUUUGCGUCUGUUUUGCUGCUCUUACUAUCU
Molecule: messenger RNA, 711 nt
Organism: Chaetomium fimeti
Lineage: Eukaryota; Fungi; Ascomycota; Sordariomycetes; Sordariales; Chaetomiaceae
Exons: 1
Coding region: 84-476 (130 amino acids)
Source: RefSeq, a predicted model, not a curated record